UGUGGGAAGCCCUGGCCCCCCGUAUUAAUAGCCUCCCUUAAGUAUAUACCGGUGAUCCGAGUGGGAGGUCACUCAGCAGCUCCCUUCUCUCGAUCCUGUCCGGCCACGAGUCGAUUCACCCUUCCACCAGCAUGGCUUACCACCGGCAUUCAGGUCCCAGCAGCUACACCGUGGGCACCAUGUCCGAGCGCUUUGACUGCCACUAUUGUCGCGCCGCACUGCACGGGAAGAAGUAUGUGCAGAAGGAAGGACGGCACUGCUGUGUCAAGUGCUUUGAGAAGUUCUGCGCCAACACCUGUGCCGAGUGCCGGAAGCCCAUCGGGGCCGAUUCCAAGGAGCUGCACUUCAAGAACCGCUACUGGCAUGACAACUGUUUCCGCUGCUUCAAGUGCUACACAUCCCUGGUGAACGAGCCCUUCAUGCUGAAGGAGAACAACAAGGUGUGGUGUAACAAAUGCACCACCAACGAGGAUGCUCCUAAAUGCAAAGGCUGCCUGAAGCCCAUUGUGGCAGGUGACCAGAACGUGGAAUACAAGAAGACCGUCUGGCACAAGGAUUGUUUCCUUUGCAGCCAGUGCAAGCAAGUGAUUGGCACCGCCAGCUUCUUUCCCAAAGGAGACGAGAUCUAUUGCGUUUCCUGCCACGAGCAUAAGUUUGCCAAGACUUGCGUGAAGUGUAAGAAUGCCAUCACUUCCGGAGGUGUCUCCUACCAAGAUCAGCCUUACCACGCUGAGUGCUUUGUGUGUGCCACUUGUACCAAGAAGCUGGGCGGGCAACGCUUCACCGCGGUGGAAGACCAGUUCUACUGCGUGGAUUGCUACAAGUCUUUCGUGGCUAAGAAAUGCAACGGUUGCAGGAAUCCCAUUACAGGCUUUGGAAAAGGCACCAACGUGGUGAGCCACGAAGGCCACUCCUGGCACGAGUACUGCUUCAACUGCAAGAAGUGCUCCAUCCCCUUGGCCAACAAGCCUUUCGUCUUCCACGUGGAGCAAGUCUACUGCCCCACCUGUGCCAAGAAGCUGUAAAGGAGGAAGGCCAAGCGAAGGGCAGCAGGAGGAACUGCUCGGCUCUUUCUUCGGCUUGCAACUGGCCUGGCUGUAGGCAUUUGCAUUGUAGCUCCCCCCCUUCCCCAAGCCCACCCCUCUUUUUUUGCUUUUCAAGAGAAUGUUAAGGCUCUUCCUCUCUCCCCCUUCCUCUCCCCCCUCCCAAUUCCACUGCGGGUCAUGUCCAAUAAAGGGUUGACUAGCUGCAGCAGCGAGAUCUGCUCUCUUGCCCUCUCUGUAGAGGGGCGGGCUACAUCUUACACAUCCCACGUAGAGUCGCUCCUGGCUUUGUGCAUCUGCCGCUUCGGGGGGCUAGCAGCUUAGCAAGGAUGAAUUCACAUGGCUGCUUUUUCAGAGUAAUUCCCCAACUCCCUUCCUGGGGUACAUCCCAUUUGCAAAGCCACAGGAAACAAGGAGAAGAUUGCAAGGAUCUGGUGGCUGGAGAAAACCAGAAGUUCGGGGCGGGGUGGGGGGUGGGUGGCGACUGGAUAAGAGGUGCCCAUUUGUUCUCUCGAUGUGCCCGGCCCUUAGCUUACUACAGCCCCCUUGUGGGCACCUCUCUUCUCUUGGACGUCCAUUGAAAACAUUCCUGGUCCACAGAGGAGGCAACGCUGCACCUGUGGGACAGUCUUCUCACUGGCUAAUUCAACUUUGGGCUCCUACGGCUGUGAUAUUGUGGUCCAAGGACCCUUUUAUUUGAUGGUGCUCGUCCCAAAUUAUUUUUGUAAACACAAUCACUAGUUGCUUUUUUUAAACACACAAUGUUGUUGAGAGCUUCAAGGAUUUCCACGCCUUUUACCCAAAUAUCCAUCCUACGCCUAAAUGUUGAAUUUGUCCACGCUGAGACGCUCGAGGCAGCAAACAAGUGGACGCUCUUCUCAUCCGUAUAGUUUUCAGAGAAAGCGACUUCUUGAAAGGUAUACAGGUAGUCCUUGGCUUACAACCAUUCAUUUAGGGACCGUUUUGACGUUUCCCAGCUGGCUUCUGACAAGUAAAGCCAAGAUUCGCUCAACGACCCCGUAGCUCACUUUAACGACUGCGGUGGUUUGCUUAAACACCAAAAAAAAAAAAAAAAAGACCGUAAAACCGGGCAUUUAAUAACGGCAUUGUUCAGCCAGGCAAACUCUGAUCCCCCACUCUGGUUGUAAACCAAGGACUACCUGUAGAUCGAAGCGGCCAUCUGACUCCACCCUACAAUCUUGCUAGUUCAGAUAAUGGUUCGGUGCUUUUCUUCGGUUUGCAUUCAUGUUAAUCCACAAGAGAGGUUACAAUCCCCCUCCCCCAUUUUCCUUGCCUCCAAUGCAGAGAAGGGGUGCAUUAUAGGUAGCUUAUUUUAACCAGCGUUUUAACUCCUGGGAACGGCCACUGCUGACUUUCGAAUAACCUUAUUUAGCCAUCGAUUUUAAUAUUUUUAACUCGGCUGGAAAGCAAAAAGCAAGUCGCUUCGGUUCACCCCGAAAACGGGCCUUUUGUCAAUUUGGGCAUCGUUCUCAGCUCUCAGGGCAAGUUCAAAGAUAAGGGUGACGUAACUGCAAUUCUUAUUCUUGUACCAAGGCCUUUCCUCCAAUAAACAGGAAGUUACUGCUUA
This is a messenger RNA of Ahaetulla prasina, 2631 nucleotides long. It is a transcript of the gene FHL1, whose product is annotated as four and a half LIM domains 1. Gene Ontology annotation, molecular function: transmembrane transporter binding. NCBI's taxonomy places the organism in Eukaryota, Metazoa, Chordata, Lepidosauria, Squamata, Colubridae. Gene Ontology annotation, biological process: muscle organ development. The record is from RefSeq and is a predicted model, not a curated record. The coding region runs from base 132 to 1025 and encodes 297 amino acids. The transcript is spliced from 6 exons.